Molecule: messenger RNA, 4638 nt
Organism: Acanthamoeba castellanii str. Neff
Lineage: Eukaryota; Discosea; Longamoebia; Acanthamoebidae
Exons: 3
Coding region: 1-4638 (1545 amino acids)
Source: RefSeq, a predicted model, not a curated record
AUGGGGUGGCCGCCCAAGAGGCUGCCCACCCCCGCGGGCAACUUCAUCGGCAGCAAGCGCGCUAGCGGCAGCACCCCGCCCACCACAGACAGCGAGCCUGCCGCCGGGUCAUGGGCUACGGCGCGGGUGAAGCGCACGGCGGGCAAGCUGGACGACCUGGUGGCCCGCGACGAGGCCACCAGCGACAAGGACAAGGAGUUCCUGCUGUCGAAGCUCAAGCACCUGCAGACCAAGCGCAACACCGACGCCGAGCCGCCCCAACAAGCUGCGACCACCAAGGACCUGCCACAGCCACCCGGCCACAUAGCAGCGUCGCCGCCGCCUCCGAGCAACUUUGGCCUCGAUGCGGCCGGUCGCGCUCGCGCAGGCAGUGCACAGGCACACAACAAGCCGCUGCCCACAGCACCCGUGGCCGCCACGAGCUGCAGCGGCGCAGACGCAGAUGAGGUCAAGCACCUGCGCGCGCAGCUGCAGGCUAAGGACGAGCAGAUCGACGGCGCGGCGCGGCAGCUCAAGGCCAGGGAGGCCCAAAUCGAGGAGCUGAAGGCGCAGGCGCGCGACGAUGCCGAGCAGACGCGCGCGCUCCUCCACGCCCGCAUCGAGGCGCUGCGCGAGGAGAUGCAGCAGCGAGCCCGGGAAAAGGAGGACGCCGAGCGGGGCAAGGCCGAAGCCGACAAGCUGGCGGCCCUGCGCGAGCGCGAGGCGCAGCUGGAGAACGAGUGGCGCCAGCGGCUCGGCGACGAGGUGGCCAAGGCGGUCGAUGACCAGCGGCGGGCGCUCGAUGCCGACAAGGCCCGCGCGGUCGAGCGGGUGGAGGAGGAGUGGCGGCGCAAGCUCGAGGAGCGGGAGAAGAAGUGGAGCGAUGCGGCCGGCGAGGAGGCGGCCGGUUUGCAGAGCAAGCUGCGCGAGGCCGAGGCGAGGGAGCGGGAGGCCGUGGCCCGCGCCGAAGCGGCGCUGCGCGCCAGGCUCGAGGAGCGCGAGAAGGAGCUGGAGGCCAAGGCAACUGAGGCGGGCCAGCAGGUCCAACACCUGCGCGCCCAACUAGACGCGGCCAAAAAGAACGAAAGCGACGCCGUGGCUCGGCUCGAAGGCGAGUGGAGCGCGAAGCUUGAGCUGAAGGUCCAGCAGCUGACGGCUCAGAUCGAGGUGGCUAAGAAGAGCGAACGCGACGCCGUGGCUCGGCAUGAGGAGAAGGACAGGGCGAUUGUCCAAGCGAGCGAGCAGCUCCGGGUCCAGGCGGAGGAGGCCCAGAAGCGCGAGAGCGGAGUCGUGGCUCGGAUCGCGGAGGAGUGGCGCGUCAAGUUCGCCGAGAAGGACAGCGAGCUCGAGCGGGCCAAAAUGCAGAUGCAGGAGGAGUUCGAGAAGAGCAAGAGCCAAGACGUGGCGCGGCUUGAAGAGGAAUGGCGCGCCAAGGUCGAGGAGAAGGACAGGCAGCUGCAGCAGACCACCGAGAAGGCCGGCGAGGAAGUGCGGCAGCUGAGGGUCCAAUUCGACGAGGCCAAAAAGAGCGAAAGCGAAGCCGUGGCCCGCGUCGUGGAGGAGUGGCGCAUCAAGGUCGAGGAGAAGGACAGGGAACUGCAGCAGGCCGUCGAGAAGGCCGGCGAGGAGGUGCUACAGCUAAGGGCCCAGUUGGCGGAGGCCAAGAAGAGCGAAAGCGAAGCCGUGGCCCGCGUCGUGGAGGAGUGGCGCACCAAGGCCGAGGAGAAGGACAGGGAACGGCAACAGGCCGGUGAAAAGGCCGGCGAGGAGGUGCUACAGCUGAGGGCCCAAUGGGAGGAGGCCAAGAAAAGCGAAAGCGAAGCCGUGGCCCGCGUCGUGGAGGAGUGGCGCACCGAGGUCGAGGAGAAGGAUAGGGAGCGGCAACAGGCUGUCGAGAAGGCGGGAGAGGAGGUGCGACAGCUGACGAUACAUUUGGACGAGGCCAAGAAGAGCGAAAGCGAGGCCAUGGCCCGCGUUGUGGAAGUCAAAAAGAGCGAAAGCGACGCCACCGCCCGCAUCGAGGAGGAGUGGCGCGCCAAGUUCGCAGAGAAGGAGAGGGCGCUUGGCGAGGCAUUGACGAAGGCUCAAGAGGAGGUUCGGCAGCUGAAGUGCCAGGCGGAGGAGGCCAACAAGAGCGAAAGCGAAGCUGUCAUCCGGGUCGCGGAGGAGUGGCGCGCCAAGCUGGCGGAGAAGGAGAAAGAGCGAAGCGAGGCCGUCGCGAAGGCCAGCGAAGACGCAGAGGAGGCCAAGAAGCGCGAAAGCGAGGUCGUGGCUCGACUCGAAGGCGAGUGGCGCGCCAGGCAUGAGAAGAGUGAAGAAGAGCUCAAUCGCACCAUCGCGAAGGCCAGCGAAGACGUUCAGCAGCUGAACCGUCAACUCGAGGAGGCCCAAAAGAGCGAAAGCGGCGCCACCGCUCGGAUUGCCGAGGAGUGGCGCACCAGGCUCGAGCAGAAAGACAGGGAGCUCAGCGAGGCCGCCGCGAAGGCCAGCGAAGACGCUCGGCAGCUGAGGGCUGAAGCAGAGGCGACCAAAAAGAACCAAAGCGAUGUAGUGGCUCGACUCGAGGAGGAGUGGCGCGCUAAGCUCGAGGAAGCCAAGAACGAAAGUGACGCUGUGGCCCGGCUCGAAGGCGAGUGGCGCGCGAAGCUCGAGGAGAAGGACAAGGAGCUCAGCGAUACGCAAGCGAAGGCCGACGAGGAGGCCCAGCGGCAGCUGAGGGUCCAUACAGAGGCAGCCAUAAAGAGCGAAAGCGAAGCCGUGGCCCGGCUCGAGGCGGAGUGGCGCACCAGGCUCAACGAGAAGGACCAGGCGCUCGGCCAGCAGAUCCAGCAGGCCGACGAGGAGGUCCAGCGGCUCACAGCCCAGCUGCGGGAGGCCGAGCACCACGCCAACGAGGCCCAAGCCGAGGCGCAGGCGGCGCUCGAGGCCGAGAGGCAGCGGGCGCGCGAGGCCCAGCUGGCGUGGGAGGCGGCCGCCGCCGAGCGGGAGCAGCGCGCGCAGGCCCAGCUGGCCGAACUCCGCGCCGAGGUCGAGCGCCGCGAGGCUGCGGCAAUCAAGUCGGGGAGCGAGAGCGCGCAGGCCGCGUGGGAGGACCGGCUGGCGCGGGCUGCGCGCGAGCACGGCCAGCUCAUGGACGAGCAACGGCGGCAGCACGAGGCCCAGCUCGAGGCCCUUCGCGACGAGACUGCCGAGUGGCAGGCCAAGGAAACGGCUCUUAAGAAGGCGGUGGGCGAGCUGCGCGAUGAGGCGGAGAGGACCGGGCGGCAGCACGCAGACGCGGAGGCCGCCCUUAAGAAGGCAGUAGAGGGGCUGCGCGAGGCGAUGGCCAAGCGCGACGAGGAGGCGCUGGCCGCGGAGCAGGCGAGGGAGGAGGAAUCGCGGAAGGAGAGCGAACAGCGCGAGGCCGAUCAGCAGAGGCGAGUGGACGACCUGCGCGCCGAGCACGAGGCCGAGCUCCGACGCCAGGCCGCGGAGCUGGGCGAGCAGCUGGCGCAAGCGCGGGUUCGCGAGGCCGAGCUCGAGCGGGCGGGCGACAAGCUGAGGCUGGAGGCCGAGCAGAUACGCGAGGAGAUGGCGGCCGAACGAGUGCGGGCGGAGAGUGAGGCGCAGACGCUGCUCAGGCGCGAGCUGGACGAGCUCGAGGCCGAGUGGAAGCGACGGAUGGAGGAGCGGGAGGGCACCGAAUGGACCCGGCGCGUGCGGGAGAUCGACCAGGCCUGGCAGGCCAAGCUGGCCGAGCGCGAGGUGGCCCUGGAAGAGCUCAAGGCCGAGGCGGUGCGCGCCAAGGAGAGGGAGGCGGCCGACGCCGAGCAGCGGCUGCGCGAGGAGCUGGCCCGCGAGUGGGGCGAGAAGCUGGCGGCCAAGGAGACCGAGGCGGAGCUGGCCCAGAAGCAGCGCGUCGAGGAUGUGGCUCAGGAGUGGGAGCAUAAGAUGCAACGACAGGCGGGCGAGCUCGACGAGGCCAGAGGCGAAUGGCAGCAGCGUGAGCGCGAGCUGCUGGCCCAAGAGGCGGACAAAGAGGCCGCGUGGGAACUUAAAGUGGCGGAACUCACCGCCGCGCACACGCAGGCGAGCGAGGAGUGGGCUCUGCGCGAGCGACAGCUGGCCGACGCCCAACGCACCGCCGAGGCCGAGCACGCCCAGCGUGUCGGCCAAGCCGAGGGCGAGCGGGCCUCCAGGGAGAGCGAGUGGGCGCGCGAACGCGACGGGCUUCGGGAGGAGCUGCGACUGCUCAAGGCCGACACCGCCAGCGACGCCGCUCGCCUGGCCGAGCGCGAGGCCGAGCGGCAGCGACAGGCAGCCGACCGGGACGCGCGAUUGGCCGAGCUCACCGAGCAAGCGAGGGACACCGACGAGGCGGCCCAGCGGAGGGAGCUCGAGCAGCUGGUGAAGCGGCUCGAGGAGGAGCUCGAGGCGGUGGUCGAGGAGCUUGAGGCGCUCGGGCGCGAGAACGAGAGGCUGACAGCAGACCUGGCGCGAGAGUCGGCGGCGCGGGCCAAGGUCGAGGAGGACCUGCGCGGGGCGCUGGCGCAGAUCGAAUCGCGAGACGCCGAGAUCGACGCCCUCCAGGCCGAAGUGGAGAACUGGGCCACCCUCAUGGAGCAGAUGCAGAACGAAGGUGGCAACAACGCCGCUUCCGGCGGAACGCAGCCCGCCUGA